GAGAGAGAGAGAGAGAUAUCCUCGUGCGCUCUGAGUGCUGGUUUCUGGGUUGGGUAGAGAGAAGCGCGGAAAAGCGGAAUAUUGCCCGAGAUUAUCCACGAGCUCAAACAUCAGGAGACCCUCAAGAGAGGCAUCAACAGUCGAAAACACACCAUUUAUAAAGGUUUUUCUCGGAAAUUAUCCGAAGCAGCCAUGCCAUUUGGCUGUUUGACACUGGGAGAGAAGAAGGAUUAUAACAGUCCUUCAGAGGUCACCGAUAAAUAUGACCUGGGACAGGUAGUGAAAACGGAGGAGUUUUGUGAAAUAUUCAGGGCGAAGGACAAAAACACCUUGAAAAUGUACACCUGUAAAAAGUUCCUGAAGAAAGACGGGAGAAAAGUACGGAAAGCUGCCAAAAACGAGAUCCUCAUCCUGAAAAUGGUGAAACAUCAUAAUAUCCUGCAGCUGGUCGAUGUCUUUGAGACAAGAAAAGAAUACUUCCUCUUUUUGGAACUGGCCACAGGCAGGGAGGUGUUUGACUGGAUCCUAGACCAGGGCUACUACUCAGAACGCGACACCAGCAAUGUGAUACGGCAGGUGUUGGAGGCUGUGGCAUAUCUCCACUCUCUCCGCAUCGUCCACAGAAACCUAAAGCUGGAAAAUCUUGUCUAUUACAACCGUCUGAAGAACUCCAAAAUCGUAAUCAGCGACUUUCACCUGGCCAAACUUGAGAAUGGUCUCAUUAAAGAGCCGUGUGGCACACCAGAAUAUCUUGCUCCAGAGGUGGUUGGCAGACAGAGAUAUGGUCGACCAGUGGACUGCUGGGCCAUCGGUGUGAUCAUGUACAUCCUACUGUCAGGAAAUCCGCCAUUUUAUGAAGAGACAGAUGAUGACGAGUAUGACAACCAUGAUAAGAAUCUGUUCCGGAAAAUUCUGUCUGGGGAUUACGAGUUUGACUCGCCCUAUUGGGAUGACAUCUCUGAUUCAGCAAAAAGUCUAGUUGCAUGUUUAAUGGAGGUGGACCAAGACCAGAGACUCACUGCACAGGAAGCAAUCAACCAUGAAUGGAUAUCCGGAAAUGCCGCCUCAGACAAGAAUAUCAAAGAUGGGGUUUGUGCUCAGAUUGAGAAAAACUUUGCUAAAGCCAAAUGGAAGAAAGCUGUCCGUGUGACCACCAUGAUGAAAAGGCUCAGGGCUCCGGAUCAGAGUGAUUCUGGGGCAUCUAGUCCAGCACUCGGAGCGUCAGGAGGUCCGGUCACCCCUAGCACCACCCCUGUUCCCCUGGCUGCCACACCAGUGCCUCCUCGCAGUACCUUGGGUAGUCAAGAGCACCCAGAGGCCCACGGAGAGGGUGCCUUGGUUCCCACACGGUGUAAUGGAGAGAUAUUAACAGCCCAGCAGCCUGCUGGUGAGACCAGAGAGGAAUAAAAUUACUGAUCCUGAAAAAUAUACAGUAGUGACUAAUAGAAGAACAUAUAUACAGUAUAUUGAAAACUAAUGGUGGAGCAAAAUUUACUUGUGCUUAGAAGCUUAUAGCCAUUAUACAUUUCAUCUGUGCAAAAAUUACUCCCAGUCCAAUAGUAGUCUAUUUGUAUUUUCUUUAAAGGGACAAUAAGUAGGAUUUACCCCCAUCUAGUGGUGAGAUUGUAUUUUGCAUUCAAACAAAUAGUGCUCUCUAGCGCCUCGCUUUUCCAAAUGCGUGUUGCAACUACGAUAGCCAUUAUGUACUCACUGAUCUCCGUGUCCGUUUCAGCUAGUUCACGUGUUCUGAAUGAAAACAAAUUGGUAGGCUAGUGCUUUUUGUCUGCUCUCUGCUAUUAUAGUGUAUUAAUGCGGGGGAACGACAUGGACGCCUCCUUGGACUUACCCGUUCAAUGUAAGUAAAUAGAAGAAAUUCUAAGCUUACAAAGAAAAGUUAGUUCAUUGGCAGAGGUCAUUUGACACCAAUGAGGACAUAUUUAUGAAUAAAGACAUUGAUUUUGAUUAAUAAAACACUUGAAAUCCUACUUACAGUCCCUUUAAGUAUAAAUUUGUUGCAUUUAAAACCAUGGACAAGUAUUUAAUUAAAGGUCCACUGUGUAGAUUUUUAGCGGCAUCUAGCGGUGAGACUGUGAAUUGCAACCAGGCUCACCCCUCCCUUUCGAAAUGCAUAGUGAAGCUACGGUAGCCGCCACAGGACAAACAUGUCAUCGCCGGAGACAAUGGCCGUUUCUCAAUCCGAAGGCAGCAGCCUGCGUAGGUCGCAUAUGCAGGAUGCAUAUGUCAUCACGCCUGGUUUAUUUAAAGGGGACAUAUCUGACUUUUUCCAUGUUAAAGUGCUACAAUUGGCUCCCCAGUGCUUCUAUCAACCUAGAAAAUGUGAAAAAGAUCAACCCAGGAACUUAGUUUUGGUAAAAAAUUCUUUGCAAGCAUGUGAAAAAUAGGUAAUUUGAAAUUUGGCUCCUCUUGUGAUGUCAGAAGGGGAUCUUAUUAUGAUAAUACUGCCGCUUAAUCUGCACGACCCAACCACAGCACCGGCAUUUAGUGCAAAGGGAGAGAGAGUGAGAGAGAAAAUAAUUGACAGCACAACUGACCAUUAUGCCGAUCAGUGUUUGCAUUUCAUCCGCUCAUUUGCAUUUAAAGGGACACACCCAAAACUGCAGAUUUUUGCUUACACCUACAAAGUGGCAAUUUUAACAUGCUGUAAUAAUUUAUCUAUAUGGUAUUUUGAGUUUAAACUUCACAUAUGUACUCUGGGGACACAAAAUAUUUAUUUUACAUCUUAAAGGGGACAGAAAUUAAAAAACGAUUUUUACCUUGUCUUUGUUGAAUAAUGGUAGUCUACCCGCAUUCACGAACAUACAAAAAGUGCUAGACAUGCUAAACAUCUCAGUCUCAUAGAAAUUCCUCUUUUAGAAAUGUCAGCCAGAAAACGACCCAAUCUGAAAAACUGAUGCUUAUGACAUCACAAGCAUCUCACUGCCCCUCCACUUUAAAAUAAUUGGCUACAUUUUUUGAGUGGCAGCAAAGUCAGCCAGUCAGUAAUGAGAUUGCAAGUUAAGCCAGUAGGGGGAGCCAAAUAGGUGCAAAACCACUUGUUUAAAAUCACCCACCCUAAUAGAGCUAUCUGAGAGAGGUUUUUAGGAAGCUUCUAAGGCAUUACAGACCCAAACAAAAAACUUUUAUGUCUACAUGUCACAUCACAGAACACGGAUAAAUACCCCGUUCAAUCAUUCUAUGUCACCUUUAAAAAAAGUCUUGUGAAAUGUCCCCUUUAAGUUAACUGAGCAUUACAUUCGCAAGUCAUAAGCAUAUUAAAGCAUUUAUAUUCUGAAAUAAGACAGCAGCCUACAAAUGCGACCUACAGCCUUCGGAUUGAGAAACUGCCAAUGUAGUGACAAAAUUACCUCUAGUACUACUUAUGGCUACGAUAGAAACAUGACGGCACAAAAUGGUGACUUCCAUGUAAGGUAAUAAAAACAAUACAGUUCAUUUUGUAAGGUCUUUAUACACCACUGAUAAUAUAGUUAUUAUAUUGCAUUUCUGUCAAGAGAUCCUUCUAAAAGUUACAUAAUGCACCUUUAAUUUUCCAGAUCUGAUGUUGUUAAAAGUUAAAGUCAAAAACCUGUGUUGCCAUUUUUUAAAGAAUGUUAUAUGUUAAAUUUAUUACUUUUUCAUGAUGGGCUACAAAAUAAAAAUGUAGUAAAUGUAAAAUAUUUGGUUUAUUUUGGUUUAAAUGUGGUAUGUUACAUAGAAUAUAUGUCGCAUAUCAUCAAAGCAGUUAUGAAAAAUAAUGUAAUUUAUUUUUUUCAGGACUACACUCUUAAAAAUUAAGGUGCUUCACAAUGACAUAGAAGAGACAUUUUGGCUAAAAGAACCUUAAUCUUCUUUCACAAAAGGUGCUUUAACUAAAUGGUUCUUUGAGGAACCAAAAAUGGCAUCGAUGUGAAGCAUCUAUAUUUUUAAGAGUCCUGGUAGCUAAAUAGCCCGUCUGUUUAAUUAUUUUUAUAAUAAAAUAUUAUAAUACUGUCACUGUACUUUAAUAUCCCUCUAUUAUUAUAAGUACCAUCACUUCAUCAUUAUCAUAUUUGCUGUUUUUGUUUCCGCUAAAUCAAACUUUUUUGCUCUGCUCUACAAUUAUCUUGAACUAUGUAGCUGUUUUUUAUUGAGUUUGCCCUUGUAUUUGUAUUCUGAAGAGCACUGCAUUUAUACUGAAUAUAUUUAGCCUGAUACUUUGAAGCCUAAAGGUUUCCAGAAGAGUCUAUUAAUGUGCAGUACAUAUGAAGCAAUAUGAAUAUUGCUGUAAUACUGUGAAACCGCCAUACAGGUAAUAAGAUGUUCCUGCCAUAUUUCAUACAGGUAGCCAAGCAAUCUGCUCUCAUUGGUCGUUUGUAUUCUCAACAUGAUUUCACAGCUGUACAUAAUGUUAAAUUAAUGUAUUCUGCCAAAACCCUGGAUUUAUUUAUCAUGUCCUUGUGCAGAAAGAGUAAUCAAGAUGUCUAAUUCCCGCUGUAGCUAAGACAAGUGUUCAUUAUGGCCUAUGUAUUUGUUGUUUGUUUUAACUGUUGUGAUCACACAAGUAGAUGCCAAACAGAAAUUUUAUUUUACAUGGAUUUUGGUAAAUAUACUUCUUAGUGUAUAAAGUUUUCUCUGAGUUUUAAUGUAUUACCGCAGUAUUGUAAAAAAUUAUAUUUGACCUCUAUGUGCAUUCAACAUGUUCAAUUUAAAUCUUUCAGUCAUAAUUUUCUCUAUGAUGUGUGAUAAGACGCUCUGUGAACAUUCAAAUAUAUUUUCUGCGAAAAGGUUUUAUGUAGGGGACAGAGCAGAAGUAAAACCUUGUCUAUAAAGAAAUUAGGCAAGUGAUCGAGUACACUGAAGAAAAAUUGUGUAUUUCAUCACUUUCAUGUAUCAGCUCGACCUAUUAUGUCAUGUUUGUGGCUUUUGUAUUUUGUUACUUGAUGUGCAGAAUAAAUGUUUUCGACAGUG
This is a messenger RNA of Paramisgurnus dabryanus, 4944 nucleotides long. It is a transcript of the gene camkva, whose product is annotated as CaM kinase-like vesicle-associated a. Gene Ontology annotation, molecular function: ATP binding; protein kinase activity. NCBI's taxonomy places the organism in Eukaryota, Metazoa, Chordata, Actinopteri, Cypriniformes, Cobitidae. Gene Ontology annotation, biological process: protein phosphorylation. The record is from RefSeq and is a predicted model, not a curated record.